GAAGAGAAGCCUAAGGUGGGCGUGAAGACCAAGAAUGACCACAUCAACCUGAAGGUAGCAGGGCAGGAUGGCUUGGUGGUGUAUUUCAAGAUCAAGAGGCACACCCCACUGAGCCAGCUGAUGAAGGCCCACUGUGAGUGGCAGGGCUUGUCUAGGAGACAGAUUAGAUUCGGGUUUGGUGGGCAGCCCAUUAAUGAAACAGAUGCUGUAGCGCAGUUGGAGAUGGAGGAUGAACACCCCUUUGACGUGUUCCAGCAACAGAAUAGAGGUGCAGCCUCCAGAGGGACGAUCCUGUACCUUUCAUUCACUGUGGCAUGCUGUAUUCCUGGAUUUCACCGAAUGAGGAUCCUUCAACCUCUCUCAGAUCAUCCCCAGUAUACGAGAAUGCAGAAUCACAACUUGGAUGCUCAACUUUGCCAUGCUACAUUCAUCAGAAAGACGUGA
Cavia porcellus (domestic guinea pig) is the source of this 444-nucleotide messenger RNA. Its product is annotated as small ubiquitin-related modifier 3-like. Gene Ontology annotation, cellular component: nucleus. The record is from RefSeq and is a predicted model, not a curated record. The transcript has 2 exons. The annotation marks the transcript as partial. Gene Ontology annotation, biological process: protein sumoylation. Lineage: Eukaryota; Metazoa; Chordata; Mammalia; Rodentia; Caviidae. Gene Ontology annotation, molecular function: ubiquitin-like protein ligase binding; protein tag activity.